Triticum urartu is the source of this 2504-nucleotide messenger RNA. RefSeq names its product putative F-box protein At3g16210. NCBI's taxonomy places the organism in Eukaryota, Viridiplantae, Streptophyta, Magnoliopsida, Poales, Poaceae. The record is from RefSeq and is a predicted model, not a curated record. Gene Ontology annotation, molecular function: protein binding.
UGCUCUUCACACUUCACUCUUCCCAGGCCGCGCCGCCCCCAGCCGCCGCGAGAAGAUGAGCAGCCCCCGCCGCCGCCCCCGCUCCUCGGCGGCGGCGCCGCUGGACGACGACGACCUGCUCGCCGAGAUCCUCCUCCGCCUCCCCCCGCAGCCCUCAUCCCUCCCCCGCGCCUCCGCCGUCUGCAAGUUCUGGCGCAGCCUCGCCUCCGACCCCGGCUUCUCCCGCCGCUUCCGCGCGCACCACCGCAGAAACCCUCCCCUCCUCGGCUGCUUCGUCCAUGAUUUUUGCGAGGUUCGCUUCCAGCCUACCCUGGAGCCCCCCAAUCGCGUCCCGCAAUCCCGCUUCCCCUUCGCAAUCGCCGCUGGCGACCGCUUCCACAUCCUCGGAUGCCGCCAUGGCCUCGUACUCAUCUUCCACGACUCACAGAAGCAGCUCCUGGUGUGGGACCCAUUCACCGGCGACCAGCACCGCCUGGACAUUCCCCCGGGGUUCGCCGUGGAGAAAACCUGGAUCGGCGCGGCGGUGCUUCGUGCUCCCGGAGAUUUCCACCAUUUCCAGGUGGUCUUGGUAGGCAAUAGCGACAUUCAAAGUACACAAGCUGUAGCCUCUGUUUACUCGUCGGUGACCGCUGUAUGGGACAAUCUCGUCUCAACACCGCUUCCAUCAGAGGAUUCUGGUUUUCUCACCAUGGUUUACACGGGCAUGCCUGCUGUGAUGGUUGGGGGUUCCUUUUAUUGGUUGCUUUAUGGGAAUUCGCAAGAAAUCCUUGAAUUUGAUUUGGAUAAGCGGAGCCUGGCUUUAAUACCCAUGCCAGUGGGGAACACUCGAGACAUGGGCGAAGGCAAUAUUUGGGUUAUGCCGGCAGAGGGUGGUGGCCUUGGUUUCCUCUUCCUGAGAGGCUUUUGUGCCCAAUUAUGGAAGAGGAAGACCGAUUGCAAGGGUGUUUCUUCAUGGGUGCUGGGAAGAAGUAUUGAUCUCGACAAGUUACUUUCCUUGAAUUCAGAGAUGGAGAUAGGGUACCCAUCGAUACUAGGGUUUGCAGAGGACAAUAAUGUGGUGUUAUUGUGGACGUCUGUCGGCAUCUUCACGGUCCAGUUUGAAUCAUUGCAGUUCAAGAAACUUUUCGAAUCCCAUGACUGGUAUCGCUGUUGUCCAUUUGAAGGUGUCUAUACUGCAGACGGGGGCAAUGGUGGUGGACCCUCUGGAGCUAAACUUUUGUACAAUACAUAAUCUGAAUUGUCUGGAUAGACAUGCUAACGUGAUGAAAUGCUUGAGCAGGUAACAAGAGUUAAGUUUCGUUGUCAGAGACGAAGAAAAUGGAUUAGUUGAUGUAUGUUUUUCUACUCUCUACGCUGUGCAUGCGGCUUGUGAUGUGCUCCACAAGGGAAUUGACCUUCUAUUUAUCAUGCCCUGGUCAACUGUGAUGAUGUGCACUUGUAGGGAUUAAACAUGCCCUUCUAUUUAUCGCCGAGAUCCUCCUCCGUCUCAUAGGGCUCUUCUGCAUGCCUACGCUGGAGGCCCCCAAUCGUGUCCGCGCUUCUUCUCCUUGCAGUUUGACUAGCACAUGAUGUACGACGCCAGGGCAGAUUUAUUUUCCUUGAUGCCCACGGGUUUCAGCGCCCUAGCGGAAGAAGGUCCUGGUCUAGACCCCGUCAACGGCGACUAGCCUCCCCACGGGGUUCGAUUGGAAGAACACCUCAAUCAACGGGCGGCACUCCGCUCUGCUGCCGGAGACAUCCACCACUUCCAGGUGGUUUUGGUACGCAAAGACAAACAUCAUACAUGAGGUGGCUGCCUGCAUUUACUUGUCGGACGCCAAUUCCAUCUAAGGCUCAUACACAAAUACGCUCGGUGUUUUUUCUAUGUUGUACGUGGUGUUAGCUGUGGAUUUCCUUUAAUGUCUGGAAUUACCGAUUUUGAUUUCGGCGAUUUCGUCUUUCAUGGUUCUUUUUUUAUGCACCAGGCUUGUUCCAUUAUAAAUCAAGUGUCUCCAAAAACACUUGGCUUACAAUCUUGCAUCUUGAUUGGUCAAUGCAGGUCUUCCACGGAUUACGCGUCAUGACCGUUGGAUUUGCUUAGUCGGACGGCUGUGAGCACCUAUUAUAAGCUGAGUGCCGCCAAGAAAAAACACACUGCUUAUACCCUUGCAUUUUGAUUGGUCAAUAUAGGCCUCCCAUGGAUUACAAGUUAGAGCAAGUAUAGUAAGCUUAUGUAAGCAGGACAUGGAGGGGAAAGAAGAGGAGCCGGCUACAGAAUAAGAGCCGGCUGCAACACGUGCUCGUAGGCACUAUGUGAGAGUGAAAGGUGGGCCAUUUAUUAAUGAGGUAGCACAUCUUUGUAUCUUAUUAUUAUACUUGAAGGCUACAAGUUUUUUUUUUUUUUGAGAUAAGGCUACAAGGUUGGCUAUAGAUGACAAGGGAACGUCAUAUAGACAUCAGCUGGCUGUACUAUUAGGCUGGUCAUAGUGGGGAGUAACUUAGACUAGUGUCAUAUGCAUGCCACU